Molecule: messenger RNA, 2519 nt
Organism: Etheostoma cragini (Arkansas darter)
Lineage: Eukaryota; Metazoa; Chordata; Actinopteri; Perciformes; Percidae
Gene: ercc2
Product: excision repair cross-complementation group 2
Exons: 23
Coding region: 151-2433 (760 amino acids)
Biological process (GO): positive regulation of mitotic recombination; transcription by RNA polymerase II; nucleotide-excision repair
Cellular component (GO): nucleus
Molecular function (GO): hydrolase activity, acting on acid anhydrides, in phosphorus-containing anhydrides; DNA helicase activity; damaged DNA binding
Source: RefSeq, a predicted model, not a curated record
GUCAUAGAAGAAGAAGCAGAAGCAGAAGAAGAAGAGUGUGCGGAUCAACGCUGUCUGUGUUUUUACAAACAAUAAAGUUAUAAAUGACAAUAUCAAAACAGCGAAAGUGACAUACAAAGAAGAGAAGCGGCUGCUACACGUUUUGCAAAAAUGAAGCUCAACAUCGAGGGUCUGCUGGUGUAUUUCCCGUAUGACUACAUAUAUCCGGAGCAGUACUCCUACAUGCUGGAGCUGAAGAGGACUCUGGAUGCCAAGGGCCAUGGAGUCCUGGAGAUGCCUUCAGGAACAGGGAAGACCAUCUCUCUGCUGUCUCUCAUCGUUGCCUACCAGAAGACCUUUCCUUUGGAAGUGACCAAGCUAAUAUACUGCUCCAGAACAGUUCCCGAGAUUGAGAAGGUUGUGGAGGAGCUGAGGAAGUUGAUGGAGUUUUAUUCCAAGCAAACUGGAGAGAGCAACAACUUCCUGGCUUUGGCUCUUUCCUCCAGAAAAAACCUCUGCAUCCACCCGGAGGUGAGUGCCCUGCGCUUCGGGAAGGAGGUUGAUGGGAAGUGCCACAGCCUGACGGCGUCGUACAUUCGCGCACAACGCCACGGCGACCCCGACAUGCCUGUGUGUCGCUUCUAUGAGGAGUUUGAUGCAGUCGGACGACAGGUGCCUCUUCCUGCUGGCGUCUACAACCUCGACGACCUGAAGGACUUUGGCAGGAGGAAAGGCUGGUGUCCUUAUUAUCUGGCACGCUACUCUAUCCUGCAUGCCAACAUUGUUGUAUACAGCUACCACUACCUGCUGGACCCCAAGAUAGCUGACCUGGUGUCCAAAGAGCUGGCCAAGAAGUCCGUAGUGGUGUUUGACGAGGCUCAUAAUAUAGACAAUGUGUGCAUCGACUCCAUGAGUGUGAACAUCACCAGGCGAACACUUGACCGCUGCCAUACCAACGUGGACACUCUUCAGAACACAAUACAAAAGAUAAAGGAGACGGACGCUGUUAAACUGAAGAUGGAGUACAGGCGAUUGGUGGAGGGACUGAAGGAAGCUAAUGUUGCCAGGGAAACAGACGUCUACCUUGCAAAUCCAGUGUUACCUGAUGAAAUUCUGAAAGAGGCGGUCCCCGGCAAUAUUCGCACAGCAGAGCACUUUGUUGGUUUCUUGAAACGUUUCCUGGAGUAUCUGAAGUCCCGUCUGAGGGUCCAACACGUCGUACAGGAGAGCGCCCCGCAGUUCCUCAAAGACAUCUUCGACAAAGUCUGCAUCGACCGCAAGCCUCUCAGGUUUUGUGCAGAGCGGUUACAGUCACUACUACGAACUCUGGAGAUUGCCGACAUCGCCGAUUUCUCAGCCGUUACUCUCAUCUCCAACUUUGCCACCCUGGUCAGCACCUACAGCCAAGGUUUCACAAUAAUCAUUGAGCCCUUUGAAGACAGAACUCCAACCAUUGCCAACCCUGUGCUGCACUUCAGCUGUAUGGACCCGUCUAUUGCCAUCAAACCUGUUUUUCAGAGAUUUCAGUCGGUCAUCAUCACCUCGGGGACUCUCUCUCCGCUGGACAUCUAUCCCCGAAUCCUUGAUUUCCGUCCUGUUACCAUGGCAUCCUUCACCAUGACGCUGGCACGGACCUGCCUCUGUCCUCUGAUUGUUGGCAGGGGAAAUGAUCAGGUGGCCCUGAGCUCCAAGUUUGAGACCAGAGAAGACUUUGCUGUGAUUCGUAACUAUGGAAACCUACUUCUAGAGAUGUCUGCGAUCGUUCCCGACGGCAUCGUGGCAUUCUUCACCAGCUACGUCUACAUGGAGAAUAUAGUGGCGUCUUGGUAUGAACAGGGUAUCCUGGAGAAUAUCCAGAGAAACAAGCUGAUCUUCAUUGAGACUCCGGAUGCUGCAGAGACGAGCAUGGCCCUGGAGAAAUACCAGGAGGCAUGUGAGAACGGCAGAGGAGCAAUCCUCCUGUCUGUGGCCAGGGGAAAGGUGUCUGAAGGAAUAGAUUUUGUGCAUCAUUUUGGGCGUGCUGUCAUCAUGUUUGGAGUGCCGUAUGUUUACACGCAGAGCCGCAUCCUAAAGGCUCGUCUGGAGUACCUUCGGGAUCAGUUUCAGAUCAGAGAGAAUGACUUUCUGACAUUUGACGCCAUGCGUCACGCAGCCCAGUGUGUGGGCAGAGCCAUCAGAGGAAAGACCGACUACGGACUCAUGAUCUUCGCUGACAAGCGUUAUGCCCGAGCAGACAAACGUGGGAAGCUUCCUCGCUGGAUACAGGAACACAUCAAUGACGGCAGCCUGAACCUCACCGUGGACGAGGCCGUCCAGCUGUCCAAGCACUUCCUGCGGCAGAUGGCUCAGCCUUUCAGACAGGAGGAUCAGUUGGGUCUCUCUCUGUUGACUCUGGAGCAGCUGGAGUCAGAAGAGAUGUUGCAGAAAAUUGCUAAGAUCGCUCAUCAGACCUGAAGGUGUAAUGUAUGCACCGUCAACACCCAUGAUGGGGUCAGAACCCGUUAACAAUGAUGUCAAAUAGCAGAUGCAACUUAAUUAAA